Vitrella brassicaformis is the source of this 4823-nucleotide messenger RNA. Lineage: Eukaryota; Vitrellaceae. The record is from the annotation of a GenBank genome assembly.
UGUAGAUCCGUCCCCCUUUUGGCUUCCCUGAGGGCAAACGAGGAGCGCAAUGGACAGAUCUGCCACUGCAUGAGCUUCAUCUGUUGGCUGCGUCAGAGAAGUCGCCUGUCUGUAGCUGGGGUUCUUGUGACGAGAUCCGGCGAGAAGACGCCCAGAUCUGCGCAUCAUGUCAGCCCCCGAUUCUCUCAUCGGCAUGGCCCAGCGUGUGUGCGAUGAGUUCGCCGCCUACAAAAGCAGCCCGGAGGGCGGAGCCCGGAUGCGGCAACUGAGCUGCGCCGUGAGAGGGAGGAGGACGGCGACAGCUUCUAUUUCAUCGACAUGGUGACGGAUGGCCGGCAGGAGGUGGACCUCAGUGGCCUGGAUGGUGGUGACGGUGGAUGGGCUGCGGUGGUGGGCCGGUUUGGGAGUGCAUGCAGCGCUCUCUUGGGGAGGCUGGGGCUGCGGCAGAUCCGCAUGACGUGGGGCAGGGGCGACGAGAGCGGCGAUGCGCCGAGGCUGUGCAUCGAUGAUAGUGGUACGCAUGCAAAUGGGGAGGAAACACAUGCGUAUUAAUGGGUGUCAUGACGCGUGUCGUUUGUCCCUGUCUGUGCGCCCAGGUGACAUGGGUGCUGACAAGCCGGCAGGAGAAGGCGCUGGCCCUUCCCACGUCAUCCCUCCCCCGCCGUCAGGACAGCGCCAAGAGAGCAUGGCUGCCAGUACUCCCCCCCCACCCCAACAGCACGGCACCCCAGCAACAGUCACUCCCACACCCACCCCCUCUCCCAGCCCCUCCCCACCUGUCAACACGAAUGCACCACCACUCGCCACACCACCACAUCUAGACGAUCUCGAUCUCGAUCUCGAGCAUGACACGAGUGGGGCUGGGCAGCUCAACGCCGUCGAAGCCGACUGUCGCGCGUCCUUCAUGGCCAAGUACGGCUCCCUCAUCAGCCGGCAGCUGGCCGAGGGCAUCCAGUUCGAGCAGAAUCAAGGGAGCACUGAUUGGCUGAUGGAGGUCGACGUGGUGAUCCCAGCCGUCGGCAUCAGCCUUGCGGUGAGGAGGCAGCCGCCCGCGUCGUGGAGGUGGCAACACAUGACCAGGAUCCUCAGGGAGCGGGGUCUGCUCCAGCCUCCCCAACGCACCGGUGCCGGACGUGGCGGCACCAUCCGCCGGCGUGACGCAGACGAUGGCGACGGGGCCGGUGCGUCGGCAAAACGCGCACGAGUGGUGCCCAUGGGGGCGGCCGCUGGUGUCUGUGGCAAUGGGCCCCCGGCUGGCCCACGGGCAUCGGCGAGUGGGGCUGCAGCAGCAGUGGCGGCCGCGGCAUCGUCCCUGUCGUCACCGAAUCUAUCAAGUAGGCCAGAAAGACACACAAAUCCAUGGGCACACUGGACGCCGCGUGCUAUCCAUUUCUGUGUGGUUGCAUUGCAUCAGCGUCGGAUUCGGAUAAGGAGAGGGGCGCAAAGAUGGAUGACGAUGAUGACAAGGACAAGGAAUUCGUCCCGGAAGGUACGUACGCACCAUGGGCCCACACAAACACGGACAAUCCGUAUCCAUACUCAAUCAUGUUGAUGUGUGUGUGUGUGUGUGUGUGGUGUCAGGUCUGCCACAGGGUGACCUCUUCCCUGCAGCAGCAGCAGCAGCCUCACCCGACCUCCCCGAGAGCCCCGCUGCCUCCUGCGAGCGACACUUGAUGCUCAAACGGGCCGACCCCCGCAGCGUCUUCCAUCGUCUGCCCGAGAACGUCACAGCCACCUUCACCCCCAACCCUUCACACCUCUGGCACGCUGACGCCAUGACGGUCACCAUCGGCCCCUUCAAGGAUGCGCAGGAUAGCGACUAUUACGUGCAGGGCACGGCAAGGCCCAAGAAGAAGAAAGGCCGGAAUGGCAGGGAGGGGUGGGACUUCUCCCAGGCGCUCAAGGACAAGGUCACGGAUGCUUCGGACAACAGCCGUCCCGACCCGGAGCGCUUCAAGUUUCGGCUGGAGGGGGGCAAGCGCAUCAUCGGGCGGGUCAAGCAGAGGAACGGUAGGUGGGCGGGCCAGCGACCAUAACGAAGAGAAGAGCAGUGAAAAGUGUUUUGCUUCCUUGACGGUGUCGUGCAGUUGCUACCAGGCAGGCGCACCGGACGGAUCGUGAGCAUGGCCAAGGUAUGUAACGAACCAUCGAGUACACACGAACACGGACCAAGCAAUGUUUGUUUCUGUGUUCCUUUAUCGCUUGGUUGCAGUGGACACGAAGCCCAAGUUCGGUGAGGGCAAUGAUGAGGAGGGUCUGCCGCAGGGCUGCGAGAACCAUCACCACGAGCAGCAGCAGCAGGUGAGUGGUGACGGCAAGAAGCAGGGACAAGGACAGCCUAAGUUGCCUGCACAGACACCCCCGGCUGCUGUCGUGCCCCCGUUGCCGUUUCUGCUGCCACCAUUACGCCAUCCCCGCCCCCCGUACCGACCGCCCCUCUAUGGUAGGCCCUCAGACGGACACAGACAGGCGCCCCCCACCCACUCAUGGAUAUCUCCUCUCGCCGUUCGUUUCCUUCUGAACAGGUGCACACGUGGCCAUGGGCGCUCGUCCAUCCACCGGCAUACCGAAUCGGCCCCCAAAGCCGCCCAUGCCAGUGCAAGUCCCGGCCUCUCCUGCCGCUGCUGCGGCAGUCUUCCUAGCUGGUCGGAGGGCGGCACCAUUCGCCGUCAGUCCACCUGGCGCUCGCCCCGUGCCUCUGGGCGGCCGUCCCUUCGGACAGCAUCACAUGCAGCACAUGCACUCAGGUAGCUGAAUGGACAAAGGCAGUCGGUGGAAGUGAUUGUGUGUGUGAUGUUGUUCGUUGUCUGCCGCUCUCUCAGGUCGCCACGUCUUCCCAGCGGGCCAUCCUCUCACCAUGGGUGCGUCGCAUCUUCCGCCCCCAGUCAUUCCACCCCGUUCUGCCCGCCCUCCCACCCCCACACCGACACCCCCAGUGUCUCGCGACGAGACGAUGGCUGACGUGGCCGCCCCUCAACAGGUGAUGUCCCCGUCACCCCAGCAACCACCUCACGAGCAGUCGCUGGAGCCACCUCUGGUGGAUGAGACGGCCCAGCAAGGGCCUCAGCCAAUGGAGCAAGACGACCAGCACCGGCAUCAGCACCAGCACCAGCAGAAUAAUCAUCAGCAGGAGCAGAAUGAGCCGAUGGACAUCUCCGUUGUCGACGAUGGCGUCGUGGGGGCUCACGGGCAUGGAGACGAGCACCCACCGCCAUGGCAGCCGCAGGACCUAGAUGAAGAUGACUCUGGGCACAACGACAACCCCGCUGCUGUCGCUGCCGCCGCUCCCCCCGUCCAGCCCCGCCCAGCCCGCCGUGCUGUCGUCAAGAGGGAGCCCAACGCUGCCCCACGCAACCAGAACCGGCAUAGCCGUGGAGGCAGCCACGCCAACAACAGCAACACCGACAACAAUAAUCGUCCCGACCCGCCCGUCAAGAAGGAGGAAAAGAAGGAGGCCAGGGAGGCGCGCUCAUCGGCUGGGACUGGGGCUGGUGGCCACCCUGCUACUGCUGCUGCGGCUGCUGCAAGUGCAGGUGCGAGGGAGGGGGGUUCGCGAGUCAAGACAGAGCCGCCGGCAGGAGGUGUGCCGUCGGGUGCAGCCGGUGGCCAGCAGCAGGACGACGCCAUUGUGGUGGACGACAGUGAUGGGGAGGGCGAGAGAGGGGGCGAUGGUGGCGAGUAUGUCAUGAAGGUGCUGCACAUGGCGUCGCACGAGGAUUUGGUGGCCGCCCUGGGGCAGCACAACGACUUCCGGACACAGAUCGUUCUCGACAUUGUGCAGAAGGUCAGUCAGUCAGCGGAGCAGGGAGGGAAGAACGAACGGCACUGUUUCUCCAUCCACGUCUCUGUGUGUGUGUGUGUGUGUGAGCAGAAACGGUUCGCGGGUCACAAUCUGGCCAAGAUGAAGGCCAUGAGGGUGUGUGACAUCGUAGCCGAGUACUUUAGCGGCGACGACCAGCAGACAGGCCCUGUCGACACGCUCAAACAGUGGGUCAGCGACCUCUACACCAACAGCAAGAGCAAGAAGGGGUGGCUGAAGGUGCCCUCCGCACGCUGACCACACCCGCCCCCUCUCCACACACACAGGUCCCACUCUCACAAGAGAGCAGAAACACACUGUCUCCACCCUGCCGACCUCGUGAGUGAAUGGCAUACGUGUUUGUCUGUCUGUCUGUCUGUCUGUGUAUGUAUGUGUGUGUGUCAGGUCCUGGCUGACGAGCAAUGUCGUCUGGCCUCAUACUCUGACUGGCCUGGCUGGCUGGCUGCCUCUAUGUGUGUGGGAGUGCUUGAGCGAUUCAUUCAAGCAUGAGGGCUUUUCGUUCUCUCUCUAUCUGCCAGCCUGUGUGUGAGCCAGCCAGUGUGGGGUAUCAUUUUAAGAGUGAGCCUGCCAGACGGUGUGUGGUGUGUCUUUUGUGUGUGUGUGGUGGGUAGGUGGACGGACGUGAUCGGUUGACUUUUUUCUCGUGUGCUGUGCCCCCGUCGAGUCGAUGUGAAAUGGACGUGUUAUGCACACAUCGAUUCAUGUGUGUUACAUAUGUGUUGGUGUCUGUGUGUGUGUGUGUGUCCCACCCCUCCCUCUCGCUGUCUGCGGCAAGCCAACCGCUGCCUACCAGACACGCCGAGGCCACAACAUUUCUCCGUCUGUGGCGGCCUGUCUGGCGUGCCGAGAUUGCCUCAGGCAGCGAGAGGGGGGAAAGAGCGUAUGUGUCUUACAGCUUUUUCAGUGCAGUGCGUGUCGGGCUGAGUGUGUCUGCAGUAGAAUGAUAUGCACACGCAUGGCAUGCAUCGCUAUGUGUGAACGCAUUUGAAAAGUGAAGGGAAGC